UAAGCUUUCGUGUGUCGCCGCCCCUGUUGUGUGGAGGAUUUUUUUUUACAUUUUUGGAGCUGCGAAAAAUAAAACUUGGGCCAUUAUUACAGAGCGAGAUAGCACUACAGCAGUCGAAUUUCGUAACCGUAAUAUAUAUUGCCCGACGAUCUCUAUUGAAACUCUCCUUCCUGUCGUCGUUGGUCUUUAAGUGUGUGUCAUCAAGAGUUUUUCGACUUUUUUGUUUCCAACAGCAACUGAACAGCAUCGGCUUUUAAUUCGUUUUCCCGUGUCCUCACCUUUGAAUAGAGCCAUGGCAAGCCGUGCAUCUCAAGCUGGAACAGCAGCAGCCUCAGCUGGAGGAACUGCUCAGAGGCCAAAUGGUGCCACACAAGGUAAAAUCUGUCAGUUUAAACUGGUGCUUCUUGGCGAGUCUGCAGUAGGCAAAUCCAGCCUGGUUCUCCGCUUCGUUAAAGGACAGUUUCACGAAUACCAGGAAAGCACUAUUGGAGCUGCGUUCUUGACACAGACAGUUUGCUUGGAUGACACAACUGUCAAGUUUGAGAUUUGGGACACAGCUGGCCAGGAACGGUACCACAGUCUUGCUCCCAUGUACUACAGAGGGGCGCAAGCCGCCAUUGUAGUAUACGACAUCACAAAUCAAGACACUUUUGGCCGGGCCAAGGUCUGGGUAAAAGAACUGCAACGUCAAGCCUCCCCUAAUAUUGUCAUCGCCUUGGCGGGCAACAAAGCAGAUUUGGCUGCUAAACGUGCCGUUGAAUUUGACGAAGCAAAAAGUUACGCUGAAGAGAAUGGACUACUCUUUAUGGAAACUUCAGCCAAGACGGCUAUGAACGUCAACGACAUCUUCUUGGCUAUCGCCAAGAAACUACCUAAGAAUGAUGGAACUGGAGGAGUUGGUGGCAGCAGUGGACAGGGUAGGAGGCUAGACAGAGCUGAAGACGGCAACAAACCUGCUUCCUCUUGCUGCAAGUGAUCGCGAAAACUAAAAACAAAAACAACAACAAAAAAACUAAACAAAGAAAACUACAGUCUACACAUUUAUUAAAGACGAAAAAAAGCAAACAAAAAAAACCAGCAUAUAUACAAAACAAAAAAUCAUCCGUUCUUUGUUUCUUUGUUUUCCACGCGGGGAUCCAAUUCCUUUUUUCCUUCCUUUUUUUUCCAAUAUUAUUAUUAAUUUUUUUGUAAACCAUAAGAAAUGACUUUUAUAUUAUAUCUCCUCUCGUCUUUUCCAGCAUCCUCUCCCCCCAUCAGAAUAUAAGUUGCAGCAUUUAAAUAGUUACCUUUUUUUGGGGAUUAUCCGUUGUCAACAAUAUCGUACUUUAUUUUUUAUUUUUUUUACGGAGCAGCGACAUUCCAAAUUAAACGAUGGUUUUUAAUUGGAAAUUUUUAAAGAGGCAAGAUUAAAAAUGGCCUGACUCUGUAUUAAAUCUCCUGACCAUCCAUAACAUGUUUUUUUUUUUACAUAACACCCCCACUUUCCUCCUUAAAAAAAUGUGUGAUGGUUUUUUCUUGUGUAGAAUUGCACCCUAUUUCUUUUGUGUAUACUCGCUCCCCGCCCUUCAUACUUUUGUAUAUCAAGUUUUGUGAAACUUUGAUUACUUGCAUACUUUUGUUUCUCUAUAAAUGUAGGUGUUCUCUAGUUACCUUAUUAGCUCUUUCUCUCCUGGAUAAUGAUCGUGGCCCUGUCCAAUACCUUUCGAAAAAGAAAUAAUGUCCCAAGCAUGGAUUUCGUGUAAGUAACGCUGCUAUAUCAGGAAAUGUACAUUUCUUGCCUUGCCCUCGAA
Messenger RNA from Daphnia magna, 1790 nucleotides. It is a transcript of the gene Rab5, whose product is annotated as ras-related protein Rab-5C. The record is from RefSeq and is a predicted model, not a curated record. Lineage: Eukaryota; Metazoa; Arthropoda; Branchiopoda; Diplostraca; Daphniidae. Gene Ontology annotation, molecular function: GTPase activity; GTP binding. The transcript has 5 exons. Bases 293 to 976 code for a protein of 227 amino acids.